AUGGAUCGAGCUGGUGGAGAUGUGAGCAAUGUAAAAGCAUUGCCAAAAAAGUAUAGACUUAAUCGGAAAAAAGACAACAGCACUGUGCCAGAACGAGAAGAGGACUUCACCGAUGGAGGUUCAGCUGUUAUCAGCGAGAUGUUUCCGGACGCCAAGGAAUGGUAUGAAGGUGAAUACGAAGAAGAAUGCGUUUACGACGAAUACAAAAGAUACCAUAAUAAGAAAUCGCUAGUGGACGAAGAUGCUUUGCCCAAAUGUGUUCUGACAGUUGAAGAAGCCGGCAAGUGUCUUACUAGGAUUGGUCAAGUGGCCGGAUCGUUCGAUUAUGCCUUUCUUCAAAUCGAUGCCGUUUGCAGAGAACUCACCAACAUUGAAGUAAUACCGUCGUUUAAGUUUUUGUCGUUCGUAAACGUGUCGUGCAACUAUUUGGAUUUGGAAGCGUUGGACGUACUCAAAGGUUUAGAAAACGCGUUGAUCAUAUACGCUGACCACAAUUCAGUCGAAUCGCUUCAUUUGACUUCUAUGCCUUAUUUAAAGGUUUUGACCCUAAAUUUUAACAGGGUGUCGUCGCUUUCUGGUCUCAAGCAACCGUCGUUGGAGUGUCUGUCGUUGAACGAAAAUCACAUAACCACCAUAGUUAAGAAACCAGAGGAUGAUACAAGUUUCAAGGAAGGUUAUUUCAAUGGAAUUGAUUGCCCCAAACUCAUAGCGCUAUCGAUUUGUAAGAAUACCUUAACGUCAAUGGAAAACAUUUCGUUAGUGUCGACCAAGUUACGCAUAUUGUACUUGAGGAGCAAUAAGAUUGUUACUCUAAAGGGCAUAGAAGGAUUAGUGAACUUGAAACGAUUGCAUCUUCGGUGUAACUGCAUAUCGAAUUUGAACGGCUUUACCGAUAAGAUGAAAAAUUUGACAUAUUUAAACAUCAGAGAGAACCUUAUAGCCAAUGUGCAUGAAAUAAAAAAGUUGAAAUGCCUGGAAUCGUUGGAAACAUUGGUGGUGAAAUCUAACGGUUUCAACGACGACGACCAGAAACCGGGAAUCAGGUUGGACGUGAUAAGAAUACUACCGUGGUUGAAACGCCUUGACAAAGAAAUGGUGACCGAAUCCGAAGUGAUGGAAGUCACUUAUAUGGACAAGAGUUCGGAAGAAGAGUAUAACGAGCAGGCGGAAGACGAAGAAGAGUACCUUCUUAACUUAGCACAGUAG
Molecule: messenger RNA, 1206 nt
Organism: Adelges cooleyi (spruce gall adelgid)
Lineage: Eukaryota; Metazoa; Arthropoda; Insecta; Hemiptera; Adelgidae
Product: leucine-rich repeat-containing protein 23-like
Exons: 8
Coding region: 1-1206 (401 amino acids)
Molecular function (GO): protein binding
Source: RefSeq, a predicted model, not a curated record